CUACCUCGAUGGUUCAUAACCCGGAAGUGUUUUAAUCGUGGAGAAAUCAAAAUAUCGCUCGCCGCCAUUCAUUUCGGAUACACUUCGGGCUGUAAACAGACAAUAUUAAUUUGGAGAAUAUUGAACAUUAAAAGACAUGUUUUACCAUAUCUCCCUGGAGCAUGAGAUCCUGCUCCAUCCUCGGUACUUCGGACCGAACCUCCUGAACACCGUGAAGCAGAAGCUGUUCACGGAGGUGGAGGGGACUUGCACCGGCAAGUAUGGGUUUGUUAUCGCGGUCACCACCAUAGACAACAUCGGGGCGGGGGUGAUCCAGCCCGGCAGAGGCUUCGUCUUGUACCCCGUCAAGUACAAGGCCAUCGUGUUCCGGCCCUUCAAGGGGGAGGUGGUGGAUGCUGUGGUCACUCAGGUCAACAAGGUUGGCCUGUUUACAGAGAUUGGCCCAAUGUCCUGCUUCAUCUCUCGUCAUUCCAUUCCCUCCGAGAUGGAGUUCGACCCCAACUCAAAUCCUCCUUGUUAUAAAACAGUUGAUGAGGACAUUGUAAUCCAACAAGAUGACGAGAUCCGUCUUAAAAUCGUCGGGACGAGAGUGGACAAGAAUGACAUCUUCGCCAUUGGAUCUCUUAUGGACGAUUACCUGGGUCUCGUCAGCUAAGCUUUGGCCAUGUGGGUGUGGAAGACGGAUUUCUAUCUGGAAAUAUUUUGACAAAACAUUGAAAAAGAUGAAGAAAAUAAAGUUUGCUACUAGCUGGAAACUACAAUACUUAGUAUAUCAAUAACAUUAUUUUUGUACGGUUAAUAAUUUUUCAAUGGUACAUGUUUCAGUUCUAAGUCAUGACCAGUUCACGGAGCGAUGCAUGUGUCAUCUGCAUAUUAAUUGUUACUUUUUAUUUUUUACAUACAUUGUCCGUAAUAAAAUAUUUUGUUAUUUGAA
Messenger RNA from Gadus morhua (Atlantic cod), 934 nucleotides. It is a transcript of the gene polr2g, whose product is annotated as RNA polymerase II subunit G. NCBI's taxonomy places the organism in Eukaryota, Metazoa, Chordata, Actinopteri, Gadiformes, Gadidae. Gene Ontology annotation, biological process: positive regulation of nuclear-transcribed mRNA poly(A) tail shortening; positive regulation of translational initiation; nuclear-transcribed mRNA catabolic process. The record is from RefSeq and is a predicted model, not a curated record. Gene Ontology annotation, molecular function: single-stranded DNA binding; translation initiation factor binding; single-stranded RNA binding. The coding region runs from base 137 to 655 and encodes 172 amino acids. The transcript has 8 exons. Gene Ontology annotation, cellular component: RNA polymerase II, core complex; P-body.